CGGAGUGGCUGCCAGCGCUGCUCUCUCCUCCGCGCACCUUUCUGCCCCACACGGCCCAUCCGCACCUCUCUGCACCGCUCCUGCGCUCCCUCACGCUCAGAGAAACGGGCGGAGGGGUCUGCUCGCGUGCUGCCAGGGCUGUCAGCGCACGGGCGGCGUCGCUGGCAGUGGCGUCCCCCGCGCUGCUGCUGAGCCGCAUGGAGCAAGUGAAGGUGCUGCGCGGCCACCGCAACGCCGUCUACUGCGCGGUGUACGACCACGGGGGGCGGUACCUGAUAACGGGGUCGGACGACCGCUUGGUGAAGAUCUGGAGCAUGCACCAUGGCAUCUGCCUCUCCACCUGCCGCGCCCACACCGGUGACAUCACGGAUCUAGCGGUCAGUCGGGGCGACAAGUGGGUGGCAUCAGCGUCCAACGACUGCCUCAUCCGCGUGUGGGAGCUACCGAGUGGGCAUCUGGAGGUGACGCUAGUGGGCCAUGCAGACGCCGUCACCGCUGUUGCAUUCAGCCCCACCACUCACCACCACCUCCUCUCGGCAUCGGAGGAUGGCUCAUGCCGCCUGUGGGACGUCACAGCAGCAGCGGACAGCACCUGCCUGCGCCUCUUCCUGCCCGCCUCCCACGCAACCAAGAUCCCGUUCCCGCCAGGGACGUUUCUGAGCCGCAUCCAGCAGGGGGGCAGCGAGCUCACUCCUGAGGAGCGGGCCAAGAUGCUGCCCCCCAAAGUGCUGUGCGCUGCCUUCAACGCCGAGGGCUCUCUCUUUGUCACUGGCAGCGAGGAUGGGCGCACGCGGGUGUGGGAUGCGCGCCUCCCUGCCCUCGCACCCAAGGAGCCCUCCCAGCAGCAGCAGCAACAACAGCAAGAGCAACCACAACAGGUGCAACAGCAACAAGAACAGCAGCCACAGCAGCAGGAACAGCAGCAGCAGCAGCAGCAGCAGCAGGGGCCGUGGGCGGCGGGGGUGGGUGCGGGGGGCCGGGAGAGAGUGGGGGUGCAGCAUGAGGUGCAGGAGCUGCUAGGGCAUCAGGGGUCAGUCAACUUCGUGCAGUUCAGUGGGUGUGCGGGGGUGCAGCAGGAGGUGACGUCUGGUGGGGACGAGGAGGGGAGGGGUGUGGGGGAGAAGGGGAAGGGAAGUGCGGAGGGGGGGAAGCGAAAGGAGAAGGACAAGGAGAGGCGACUCAUCUCCCUCAACACGGCCAACCGGGGGGGAGUGGAGGCGAUAGUCUCGUGUGCGCGAGACGGUUCCGCCUUCAUCUGGCGCCCGCGGGCGCGCCGCGUGCAUGGCAAGCACCAGCACUGGCACAAGGCGCUGCAGCUCACCGCCCCCCCGCGCCCCCUGCCUGUGCCCGCGGGGGCUGCAGCAGGGCAGGGCGCAGGGGGCGGGGGGAGGGCAGGGGCGAGGGCGAGGGCCAGGGAUGCGGCGGGGGCGGCGGCGAAUAUGAUCAUCUGGUCGCUCGACUGCCAGUUUGUGCUGGCUGCCCUCACAGAUGCGCGCAUCUGUGUGUGGCAGGCGGCCACAGGCGAGCUCAUACACUGCCUCACAGCACACCAGGAGCAGGCGUUCGUGCUGGACGUGCAUCCCACGGACCCGCGCAUUGCCAUGAGCGCGGGGUACGAUGGCCGGGUUAUCGUGUGGGACAUCUGGAAGGGACAGCCAAUUGCCAUCCGCCACGUCACCAAUUUCCAACUCGUCGACGGGCACUUCUCUCCGGACGGCACGGGGCUGGUCGUGGCGGACGAGGUGGGGCAGGUGUAUGUGUUUGCCACGGGGGGCAAGGACCAAUGGGCGCACAUCCACAUGGACCAGUUUUUCCUGGGCGACUAUCGUCGAUUCGCCCUCGACUCAUUCCACAACGCCCUCGAUGAGGUGCAUUCUCAUGCCUGCCUGCACUCAUGCACUCCCCUGUACUUCCGAUUGCCUGCACUUUUGCUUUCGCCUGCACUCCUGCUUCCCUCCCACUCUCCCCUGCACUCCCGCUCUUGCUCGUAUUGCUUCUCCCACUUCCAUUCACUCUCUUGCCUCCCAUCUCAUCCGCGCACCCAAUGGCCCCUCAUGCCCCACCCCCCACACCAGGAGACGAACGUGUUAACGGAGGAGCGCACGUGGAUGGAUCCGAUAUGCGAUGCGGGCAUGCAGCCGUACCCCGACCCCUACCAGGCGUGCUUCCACGCGCUGCGCUUCGCCCUGCUCGCGCGCCCCUACCACCCCCCCUCCUUCCCGCUCCGGGUGGGGCGCAUAGAGGCCGACGACCUGGCCUUUCAGCCCGUCCCCAACGAGCCCCUUGGCGCCCCCGGCUCCGCGCCCCUGCCCCUCCUGCCCCUGCCUGCUGCUGCUGGCGGUGGCGGGCGCGGGGGAGGUGGGCGGAGGGAGGGCGUGAGGAGGGAGGAAGGAAGGGGGAGGAGGGAAGAGGAUGGGGAGGUGCAGGUGGUGAGUGGGGGCGAGGAGGGGGAGGAGGGGAGGGUGGGCGGGGGAGAGGGGGGUGUUGCAGGGGGGGGUGAUGGAGGGAGGGGGAGAGGAGAGGUGAGGCGGCGGGAAGGCCAGCGGUGGGAGCUGAGGGAGAGGCUACCUGUGAGGCGGUAUGAGGGGUUUGAAGUGACCAUGGGGGGGGAGGAGGAGAGGGGCGAGGAGGAGAGGGGAGAGGAGGACUCAGAGUAUGAAGUGAGCGGAGGGGAGGAGGAGAGGCGCGGAGGGAGUGAGGAGGAGCAGGAGGGGGAGACGGAGGAGGAGGAGGAGGAGGGUGGGCAGGGCGAGGGGGAGGAGGAGGAUGGGCAGGGCACAAGACGGUUUGCUGCGGGCGAGGAAGAAGAGGAGGAGUAUGAUGAGGAGGAGGGAGAAGGAGAAGAUGAGUGGGAAGAGGAUGAGGAAGAGGAGGAUGAAGGGGAAGAGGAGGAAGGGGAAGACGAGGAAGGUGAGGACGGGGAUGAGGAGGAGGAUUAUGAGGAGGAGGAGGACGUGGAGCAGUACAAGCGGGUGGGGCACGCCUCUAGAAGCCUGGCCACUGCACCUUACGGCCACCAGUGGCCGCAUGGCUCGCAGGCGGGGGGCGGGCAUGGAGGGGGGGAAGGCAGUGGGCAUGGGAGGGGGCAGCAGGGCGUGUUGGCAGUGAGGGGCGGGCAGAGUGCCAUUACUCCUGUGGGGGGAAACGGGCUCAAACUCAAAAUUAACCUCAGAAAACCCUCUGCUGCCGAUGCUGCUGCUGCUGAUGCUGCUGCUGAUGCUGCUGGUGGUGCCGAUGCUGCUGCUGGUGCGAGUGGUGCUGGCGCGUCUGCAGCGGGUGGUGGUGGGGGCGGCAGCGGGGGCGGCAGUGCGGGCAGCUCGUGUGCAGCGCUGCGUGGAGUGACCAAGUCGCAGCUCAAACAGCGCAUGGAGGCUCAACGCACCCAGGCCGCACAGACCCUGCAGAAGCACGCUCUCGCCCAGGCGCAGGAGGGAGGGGAGGCAAAGGUGGAACAUGCGGAGGAGGUGGAGGAGGAGGAGGAUGAGGGGGAUGAGGAGGUAGAGGAGGUGGAGGAGGAGGAUGAGGAGGAGGAAGUGAUGGAGGAGAUUGGAUCAGAGGAGGAAGAAGAGGAAAAUGUGGUGGCAGAGGUGGGUGCGGAGAGCACGCCAGGGAGGAGAACGAGGAGCAACAGUCGACAUGCUGCCGGUGGUGCUGAGGAAAUCUGGGACGAGGAGGAGGAGGAAGAGGAAAACGAAGAGGAAGAAGAGGAAGAGGAAGAAGGGGAGGAAGAUGAGGAGGAAGAUGAGGAGGAAGAUGAGGAGGAAGAGGAGGAAGAGGAAGAAGAUGAAGAAUAUGAGGAGGAGGAAGAUCAGGGGAAUUGGAAAGUAGAGCCCAACUGGGGAAAGAGGAAGACACGCAAGCGCACAGCAGGGGCGGGGGCACUCCCUGCAGGGAGGGGGGAGGUGCGGGGGGGAGGCGGGGGGGCGAGGCAGUCAGUGCGGGUGGUGGCAGGCAGGGGCGGGGGAAGGGGAAGGGGAAGGGGCAGGGGCAGGGGCAGGGGGAGAGGUAGAGGCAGGGGGAGGGGAGGCGGGAGUGCAUCUGGAAGGGCGGGGCAAGGGAGGGGCGCGGGCAGCAGAGGAAGAGGCAGCAAGGCGCGAGUUGCAGGAUCAGGUGGGGAUGGGGGCAGGGCGCGGGUGGGGUCAGGGAGGUCAUGGGGAGGUGUGGGGGAGAGGGGGAGGCGAGCUUUGGGUGAGGCGAGCGGGGAGGGGCUGGCAGGGGAUGGGGAGGGCAGUGAGGACGAAGAUGCAGAGGGGAUGGGCGGGGAUGAGAGUGAGGGAGAGGGGCUUGCAAGUGGGGAAAGGGGGGGAAGGGAGAGGGGCGAGGGUGGUGACGUGGUGAAGGGAGGACACUUGUUGAGGGCUAGGACACCACGGGGGAAGGGGAGGGGGGGAGAGAAGGGAGUGGCGAGGAAGAGAAAUGAGGGAGAUGAGAGUGAGAAGGGACUUGAGAGUGAGGAGGGGCAAGAGAGUGGGGAGGGGCAAGCGAGUGAGGAGGAGCAAGAGAGUAAGGAGGGGCAAGAGAAUGAGGAGGAGCAAGAGCGAGCAGGGGGUGAGCGAGGGCGCAUGUCGAAUUGGGUCGUGCAGAGUGCAUCACUGGGUACUGACGAACGUGCAGGCGUGCGUGGGGUGGGCGCUGUGUGGGCUGUGCAGAUGACGACGACGCCUGGCGCCCCUCCAAGCGCGCCCGCUGCUGACUCCGCGCCUGCUGGCGCUGCUAACAACCUAACUGAUGCUGCUGGAGGUGCUGAUGCUGCUGCUGCCGCUGCUACAGCAGCGGCGCACGGGGGCCUGCCGGUGGCGGUGCCGGCUGGCACGAGGAGGAAGAGGAACGCGCGGGGGACAGCAGUGCAGCGCACAGGCCGCACAGAUAGAGUGGGAGGAGGGGAUGUUCAGGAGGCUGAGGGCGGCGGUGGGUCAGGUGUGUGUGCUCUGGCGCUGCUUCUCCCCCGCACAGCAGUGCCGGCUGCUGCUGUGUGUGAGGGUGGUGGUGCAGACAUGGUGGGUCCUGGGAGCGGGGCCAGUGCGGGUGAACACGCUGUGGGACUGCACGAUGGUGGACGGGGGGAUGCCGGGGUACAUGGAGGGGCACGUGCAGGCACAGGUGCAGGAGCAGGUAGUCAUGUUGAGUGCCAGACAGAGGUUGCCGAGGGGAAGGGAGCCACUGGUGAGGAGGAUGGAAAUGGAGAGGAUGUGAGGAGAGAGGGGGAGGGCGAGGGCGCAGAGGAGGACGCGAGAGAGGCAGGUGCUGGUGUGGCGGCGGGUGAGGGGGGCAGGGGUGCGGGGGACGGAGGGGAGUGGGAGGAGGAAGGGGGGGAGAUGAGUGCGCGCAAGGAGGAGCUGUUCGUUGAGCUGUUUGGGGAGGAGGGCGCGGACGAGGGCGCAGGGCUGCCUGGGGACGACCUGCUCAGCCCGCUUGGUGCUGGGGCGGGGGGCACGGACGAGGGCGGUGGGGGGGAGGCUGGCAGAGACGAGGGCGGUAGGGAGGAUGGCGGAGGGGAGGUGGGCGUCAAGGAGGAGGGAGACGGAGGCAAUACUAGCGAGAGGAAUGGGUGUGAUGGAGGGAAUGCGAAUGGGGAGCCAGGGUGUGAGGGGGAGAGCGGUGGCGGGCAAGCAGGCAGCGAUGGUGGCAUGAAGGUGCUAUGCAGCAGAUGGGGCAGCAGUGAGGGGCAGCACACAUGCACAAUUGGUGCGCCUGCUGAUGCCCCGGCUCCUGCCAGGGCUGGCGAUGCAGCUGAAGCUAGGGAGCUGGCUGGGGAAGAGGGUGGGAGGAGUGCAGACAGGGGUGUUGCGAUGGAGGAAGGGCAGGGCCGGGAGGACGCGGAGGGGAACGCGGGGGGCGAGCAGAGAGAGAGGGGCGCAAGUGGUGGCGUGGAUGGUGGUGGCGGGCACAGUGAAGGGGAGAGAAGCGGAUGUGGUGCUGCUGAUGGCGACGAGGCUUGUGGAGGGGGAGGAAGGGGGAAGGGGGAAGCAGAGCAGGAGGACGAGAGGGGGAAGGGGCAGGAGAGGGAUGGUCUAGGCGGGGAUGGUGGGGCGAGUGGGGAGUGUGAGAGGGUGGGAGAUGGCGGGGCGAUGGGGGCAGAUGGGGGUGAGCGAGCGGCGAAUGGUGAGGCGGAUAUAGGGGGUGGGGGGAAGGAGGAGGGGUGUGAGGGGAACGAUGCGCUCAGAAUAGAGCAAGGGGCGAGGAUGGGCGGGAAGAGAAAGGUGAGGAGGCGAUUGGAGCAUGGCAAGAGAGAGACAGGGGAGGGUGCGGAUGGGGAGAGUGCAGGGGAGAAUGGGAAUGGGAUUGAGAGCAAGGCGACAGAGAAGGAGAUUGCAGAGACGAAAGGAUGCAGCGGUGAGGGUGAGGAGGCAGAGGAGUCGGAGCAUGAUACAAGCAAUGAUGCUGCGGAGGAGGAGGAGGAGGAGGAGGAGGAGGAGGAGGAGGAGGAGGAGGAGGAGGAGGAGGAGGAGGAGGAGGAGGAGGAGGAGGAGGAGGAGGAGGAGGAGGAGGAGGAGGAGGAGGAGGAGGAGGAGGAGGAGGAGGAGGAGGAGGAGGAGGAGGAGGAGGAGGAGGAGGAGGAGGAGGAGGAGGAGGAGGAGGAGGAGGAGGAGGAGGAGGAGGAGGAGGAGGAGGAGGAGGAGGAGGAGGAGGAGGAGGAGGAGGAGGAGGAGGAGGAGGAGGAGGAGGAGGAGGAGGAGGAGGAGGAGGAGGAGGAGGAGGAGGAGGAGGAGGAGGAGGAGGAGGAGGAGGAGGAGGAGGAGGAGGAGGAGGAGGAGGAGGAGGAGGAGGAGGAGGAGGAGGAGGAGGAGGAGGAGGAGGAGGAGGAGGAGGAGGAGGAGGAGGAGGAGGAGGAGGAGGAGGAGGAGGAGGAGGAGGAGGAGGAGGAGGAGGAGGAGGAGGAGGAGGAGGAGGAGGAGGAGGAGGAGGAGGAGGAGGAGGAGGAGGAGGAGGAGGAGGAGGAGGAGGAGGAGGAGGAGGAGGAGGAGGAGGAGGAGGAGGAGGAGGAGGAGGAGGAGGAGGAGGAGGAGGAGGAGGAGGAGGAGGAGGAGGAGGAGGAGGAGGAGGAGGAGGAGGAGGAGGAGGAGGAGGAGGAGGAGGAGGAGGAGGAGGAGGAGGAGGAGGAGGAGGAGGAGGAGGAGGAGGAGGAGGAGGAGGAGGAGGAGGAGGAGGAGGAGGAGGAGGAGGAGGAGGAGGAGGAGGAGGAGGAGGAGGAGGAGGAGGAGGAGGAGGAGGAGGAGGAGGAGGAGGAGGAGGAGGAGGAGGAGGAGGAGGAGGAGGAGGAGGAGGAGGAGGAGGAGGAGGAGGAGGAGGAGGAGGAGGAGGAGGAGGAGGAGGAGGAGGAGGAGGAGGAGGAGGAGGAGGAGGGGGCAAAGAGUGUAGAGGAGGCGGAAGAGGCCGAGGAGGAAGAGGGGGAGGAGGAGGAGAGUGAGUCAUAUGGUGAGUCAAGUGAGGGUGAUGGGAGUGAUGAAAGUGAGGGGAGUGAUGCGGGUGGUGAGAGUGAUGGGAGUGAUGAGAGUGACGCAACGAGUGAGGGGAGUGAAGCGAGUGAGGGGAGUGAAGCGAGUGAGGGGAGUGAAGCGAGUGAGGGGAGUGAAGCGAGUGAGGGGAGUGAAGCGAGUGAGGGGAGUGAAGCGAGUGAGGGGAGUGAAGCGAGUGAGGGGAGUGAAGCGAGUGAGGGGAGUGAAGCGAGUGAGGGGAGUGAAGCGAGUGAGGGGAGUGAAGCGAGUGAGGGGAGUGAAGCGAGUGAGGGGAGUGAAGCGAGUGAGGGGAGUGAAGCGAGUGAGGGGAGUGAAGCGAGUGAGGGGAGUGAAGCGAGUGAGGGGAGUGAAGCGAGUGAGGGGAGUGAAGCGAGAGCCCCCGCCUCGCUGCCAUCACCCCGCGUGCUUCCCCCCGACUCACAGCCCUGGCACCCUCUCCCGGGACACUUCCUGGAAAGUGCUGGGCGCAGCCGCAGCCGGGGCCUGGACGAGAAGCUUCGGAGGAAGCUGCGGCCGGCGGAGCCGUGUGUGGUGGAGGAGGUGGGGUACUACUGGGUGGAGAGCGGUGGCGGGGGGGCAGGGCAGGGGCGGCGAGGGGGAGGCAGGGGGGCGGGAGAGGCGCGGCGAGUGGGGUGCAGAGCGGUGCUGCUGGUGGUGGAGAGUGAGAGCCCGGCGUUUGGGGAGCGGGUGGGCGUGGAGGUGGAGGAGGAGGGCGAAGAGUAUGUGGUGGAGCGCUGGCGCUAUGAUGCUGCCCUGGCCAAGGGCUGGUGCCCCAAGCAGCACUGCCUGGCGUAUUGGAGCCGGGAGUCACUGCCACCAGGCCUCAAGCCACCCCCCCUGCCGGAGUCAUCAUGGGGCAGGGCAGUGGCAGAGCACCCACGCGCAGUGCUCUUCCGCGGCCGCAUCCAGUCCGAUGGCCCCUUUGACCCCGCCCUGCCCCUCAGCCCCUGGCGCAGGCUACGGGUGUACUACGCGCACGACCGCAGUGUGGAGAGGCAGAGCGCGUGGGAGCUGCUGGACCCCGACCCCGCGCUCUGGCCCACCCGCCCCGCCAUGGCCGCGCACCUGCUCACAGCUGCCAGGGAGGCACUGAGGGCGGUGGAGCAGGACGAGGGCGUGCACGGCACACUGCACCUUCUCUACUCGCCCGACUCCUCCCCCGCUGCCCUCUCCUCCAUCCCAGUACCCAUGAGUGUGGCUCUGGUACAGGCGCGCAUGGCAUCGGGGUGGUACCGCUCACUAGACGCAUUGCUGCACGACAUUGCCCUUAUCGCCUCCAACGCCCACGCGCUGCACGGCGCUGCCCACCCCAUCGCUGCUGCUGCCGCCCACUUCUCCACACAGUUUGCUGCCCGCCUCAAGGCCCUCACUAGUGGAAGCAGGGCGUGA
Messenger RNA from Closterium sp. Naga37s-1, 8846 nucleotides. The record is from the annotation of a GenBank genome assembly. NCBI's taxonomy places the organism in Eukaryota, Viridiplantae, Streptophyta, Zygnematophyceae, Desmidiales, Closteriaceae.